GUUGCGGUUCCUCCUAGAUAUGAUGAAAUAUGUAAAGAUGUCAUGGAUGAUAGAUAUGAUAAGAGAAAACAACAUAUGGAAAAUCAAGAAUAUUAUGAUAAUAACCGUAUGUUGUUAUCGGAAAUUCUUCUUCUGGCAAAAAGUGAAGGUAGAAGUUUACGUCAGCAAUAUAAAAAUCGUGGUGGUAACCGUAGUGGAAAUCGUGGAGCCAACAGUAAUGAGUCAAUGUGUAUUUCUGCGCGACGAUCUUUUGCAGAUAUUGGCGAUAUAGUGAAAGGAACAAAUCUCGUGGAUAGAGAUGAUGGUAACGACGUUGAAAAACAUUUGAAGGAAAUGUUCACUACACUGAGGCAA
This is a messenger RNA of Plasmodium gaboni, 354 nucleotides long. Its product is annotated as putative EMP1-like protein. Gene Ontology annotation, molecular function: host cell surface receptor binding. The transcript has a single exon. The record is from RefSeq and is a predicted model, not a curated record. The annotation marks the transcript as partial. Lineage: Eukaryota; Apicomplexa; Aconoidasida; Haemosporida; Plasmodiidae. Gene Ontology annotation, cellular component: membrane.